This is a messenger RNA of Papaver somniferum (opium poppy), 606 nucleotides long. RefSeq names its product F-box protein At3g07870-like. The transcript has 2 exons. Lineage: Eukaryota; Viridiplantae; Streptophyta; Magnoliopsida; Ranunculales; Papaveraceae. The coding region runs from base 1 to 606 and encodes 201 amino acids. The record is from RefSeq and is a predicted model, not a curated record.
AUGUGGGCCAGAAUUAUCGGUCACAUUGCAUCAGAACCUGUACAUGGAAAUAAACGCAAAGUUUUAAUCGCUUUGGAUGUUGGAAACGGAAGUGUUCAAGAGAUCCCACAACCAGAAAAUUUGGGAGCCGGAAAAUUUGGUGCUUAUAGGUAUGUCAAUGUGUGGGAUAAGUACCUAGGCAUGCUUUGUAGUAGUUAUGUGGAUGGUUAUGAAGUAUGGAUGAUGAAGGAUUAUGGAGUGAGAGAAUCUUGGACGAAACUUUAUACAAUCCCCACAGUCAUUGAUGUUAAGUCUGUUCGGUCAGUUCAGUACUUGAGGAAGAUGGAGUGUUUAAAAAACGGCGAGAUUCUACUAACAAUUAAACAGCAUGAGGUUUCUAAUUUGGCUGGUGAGAAGGCUUUGAUUUUGUAUAACCCAAUGGAAAGAGCAACUAGGAUUUUGAAGCAUGAUAAGAAUAAUGGUUUUUAUGAGAAUGGUUUUUCAAAAGUAUUCCAAGUGGAGACUUAUGUAAAUAAUUUAGUUUCACUAAACUCAGGUACAUAUUUGGGGUAUAAAGAGCAGGAGAAGAAAGAUGUGUUUAAAAAAUUAGCAGGCCUUAGGGUUUGA